Messenger RNA from Phalaenopsis equestris, 2175 nucleotides. RefSeq names its product serine/threonine-protein kinase 4 homolog B-like. Gene Ontology annotation, biological process: protein phosphorylation. The coding region runs from base 1 to 1701 and encodes 566 amino acids. The transcript is spliced from 18 exons. NCBI's taxonomy places the organism in Eukaryota, Viridiplantae, Streptophyta, Magnoliopsida, Asparagales, Orchidaceae. The record is from RefSeq and is a predicted model, not a curated record. Gene Ontology annotation, molecular function: protein kinase activity; ATP binding; protein serine/threonine kinase activator activity.
AUGUCCCAGCACCGUUUACUUGCGGAUAAAAGUGAUGGUUUAUGCUCUAAAAUUUGUGCGAGAGUAGCACAUUUUGGUUACAUUAUUGACUUGGCACUGAAGCUUUCCAUUAACUUUUCUGUCAACAGAGCUGAUAUAUGGUCAUUUGGAAUCACUGCUCUUGAGCUGGCACAUGGUCAUGCUCCUUUUUCGAAGUACCCUCCAAUGAAGGUUCUUCUGAUGACACUCCAAAAUGCUCCUCCUGGACUUGAUUAUGAUCGGGAUAAAAAGUUCUCAAAGUCUUUUAAAGAAAUGGUUGCAAUGUGCUUGGUCAAAGAUCAAACCAAAAGACCAACAGCUGAAAAAUUGUUGAAACACUCAUUUUUCAAAAAUGCAAAGCCUCCUGAGAUGUAUGUGAAAAGCCUUUUGGUAGAUCUACCACCGCUUUGGGACCGUGUAAAAGAACUUGAGAUUAAAGAUGCUGCACAACUGGCAAUGAAGAGAAUGCCUUCAUCAGAAAGGCAAGCAUUAUCACAGAGUGAGUAUCAGCGAGGAGUUAGCGCAUGGAAUUUUGAUGUUGAAGAUUUGAAGGUUCAAGCAUCAUUGAUUGAAGAUGAUGAGGACCUUGUCGAUGCAGCAAAGGAAGAUAAUGGUAGCUUUAGGCAUUGCAUCAAUAAUAAGGAAUCAUCCAUUAGUAGAUGUUCUCCUGGAAAGACUUUAACUGCUGUUGAAAUUACACACAGACCAAGCAAAAAUGGCGGCAACGUCCAUGAUGGUAAUGGUUUAAUAACAAAAGACGAGUAUGUGAGAACAGGCUUUCUGGACUCCAGCAGUCAAGUUGGCGUUAACGGAUAUGACACGUUCAGACAAACAAAUGAUUCUAUGCCCUCAACAUCGAUGCAACAUGCUGAAUCACAAUCGAAAUUUCGGGCUGAGAGAAGGAACCGAACAUACAGUGAUCCUCUUAUGCCCUCUGGCGUGCAAAACAGUUCAUCAGAAAGAGGGCGAGCCUCCGAAAGGAUUGAAGGUGAAAAGAAAUUAUCGACGGAGAGAUCUAAACAUGAUGCUCGGAAGCCUCCCAACAUAGGUGGUCCUUCAUUACUUCCAAAACGUGCUUCUUCGAACAGUUUGUCCGCUCCCAUACCAUCCAUGAAAGGAUAUGGAGAUUCUCGGGAGGAUAAGUCCGGGGCUAAUGUGGUGCAAAUAAAAGGACGGUUUUCUGUUACAUCUGAGAAUGUUGAUCUUGUAAAGCGCCCACCACUAAGAAGAUCUGCAAGCUAUGGUGAUUUCUUAAUUAAUCCUAACCAAGUUCCAGUUGAUCAUAUCCCAAAGGAAAACAUAAGUAAUUCAUUAUCUGCUUCCAUUCUAGUGCCUCACCUCCAGAAUCUUUUUCAACAAACUUCAUUUCAACAGGAUCUUCUUACAAAUCUAUUAAGUAGCCUGCAACAAAAUGAUCUUGUUUCUACUUUCAGGACUGGUGUCCCAUCACAAGCAUGCAGAUCUGAAAGAGAUCGUUUGGUCAAGGGUGAAGCGACUGAAAGGGAGCAGCACUUGCAUCGUAAGAUUGCAGAGCUUGAAGCCAGGAUGAUCAGCCUAAUUGGAGAGAUGACUGAAACAAGGUUAAAGCAGAUUCAACUGCAACAACAGUUAAAACAUCUUUAUUCUCAAGAAGACCAAAUAGAAGAUAUGCCGAAAAGGCCUGAUCUCCCAGUAGUCCUCUGACGUUGUGCAUACACUACCAAUACAAAUACAAUACCUGCGAUGAGGUAACAACCUAAUCACAAAUGUUGCCUUUGUUUAGCUUCUUCAGAUCCUCUGUAGUUUUCAUCAUAAUUAUAGAAGUAGAGUUAUCAAUUAUCAGCCUCCCUUUUACUACAACUAUUUUUUAAUCUUUCUUAAUUUGUAAAAAAAUUCUUCAUAGUAAGUCUCAGCCACCUAAAUAUGAUGGAUUAUAUGGUUGAAUUUUUAAACAUUGCCUCACCAAUUGCUAUCACAAACGGAGAGAUUCGGAUACUUUGUGUAAAGAUUUAUGAUGAGUAGCUAAAGGUCUCUCAUGCUGUAAAAUAGCCCUUUUUUAAUAUAUAUUUUAGUCUUGUGUUUGUGUACAUUGUAUAUAAACAGGCACAAUUGGAAUGGGGAUUACUUCUUAUCAUGCUUUUCGAACAUAAUAUUGAGGCCGUUUUAAUCUUAAAGUUU